This is a messenger RNA of Oncorhynchus mykiss (rainbow trout), 1500 nucleotides long. The record is from RefSeq and is a predicted model, not a curated record. Lineage: Eukaryota; Metazoa; Chordata; Actinopteri; Salmoniformes; Salmonidae.
GUUUAACCAGUACAUUGUGUCGUUGGCUCACCAUGUCAUCUCCAUGUGGUUUAUUCCGCUGCCGACUCACCUUCAGAAAGGACUUUGUGCAGUACAUCACCAAGGGUCUGCGCUCUAAUGCUCUGAUGCCGUUCGAUGACACCCAGGACACUCAGAGCAGCUUCCGUGCUCGCAGCACCAGCCUCAAUGAGAGGCCCAAGAGCCUACGGGCAGCCAAAAUGGCGAAGGCCCACCAGCAGCAGCAGCAGGCGUCAAUGGCAGCGGGCGUCGCGGCGAGUACCGGCUCUCCCGUUAAAGAGCUGAGAGAUCUGUCGGCCAUGGACGCCUUCCGCUCCCGAAGCAUCAGCGUCUCCGAGCACGCGGUGCGCAGGAUGCACACCUCCAGCACCACGUGUAGUCUGGGUUCUUCUGACGAGAACACCGUGAGCCAGGCAGACGAUGGGUUAAAGACCGUCCACCUGGAGUUAACGGAGACCUGUCUGGACAUGAUGGCUCGAUACGUCUUCUCCAACUUCUCAGCCCUGCCCAAGAGGUCUCCUAUAGCAGAGUUCCUUCUGGCGGGGGGUCGCAGUAUGACCUGGCUGGUGGGUAACAAGCUGAUCACCAUAACGACCAGUGGUGGGGUCAGGAGCCAGGCCCUACUGGGAAUGGACAUGGCUGAGAGGCUGGGAGGAGGGGGAGAGAUGACCAGGUCAGACCCCUCCCUCCACACCCGUCAGACCAAAGAGGCUCCGGCCAAACUGGAGUCCCAGUCCAGUCAACAGCUCAACAGAGCCUCACGCAUCAGAGUACGAUCCAUGUCAGGUGGCCAUGCCCUCCGUGCAGGUCCAGCCCAGAGCCUCAGCCCCCUGGUCUCACCCUCUGAGGGGGGAGAGCUGUGUGGUGUCCCCCUCUCUCCCCCCUCCUCCUCCUCUGGCCCCUGUCUGGAUGGCCUGGAGCCCCCCUCACCUUCCCCCUGUGCCCCCCCUAAGGACCCUCUCAAAGACAAGCCCAGCCUGGCAGAGUUCCUUCCCGUUCUGACCCAGGGAUGGGCUGAGAUCUUCAUACGCAGACCCUCAGGUAACACCAGCUGGUUGAUGUGUCUGGAGAACCCUCCCAGUCCCUUCUCCUCUGAGCUGGGUAACAUGCCUCUCCAGGAGCUGUCCUCUGUCCUCAUGGCCAUGGAGGGGGUCAAGGAGCCCCCCACUCAGACUGCCAGCGCCCCCGCCAGCACAGCCACCCCCGCCCCGACCCCCGUAGUCCUUAACCCCCCUGGACCCAUCCAAGGGGGCAAGCCUGGACUCAUCCAGCGCUCUAACACAGUGGGCUCUCUCUCCUCUCUGGGUCUGUCCUUCGCCCUGCCCCCAGUUCCGGUUCGGCUCCAACGGAGCAUUUCCUGGGCAGGUACAAGCAGCGUGGCCACGCCCCCAACACGAGCCUCACCCCAAACCAGUGGUGGCACUUUAAAUGUGAGGAUGGGCUCAUAGUAACGGAACAGUAACAGAAUGAAUGAAUGGUAAA